AUAUUGCUAAACAGGAAGAGAUGGAAAGUGCUGCAUCAGAGGAAAGAUUCGUAACUCUGAGUCUGACAUCUGGUGCCUCGAUACAGAUACCCAUGGGAGCAAGGUUUGUUGGGAUCCCAGGAACAGAGUCUGCUGAGAAUCCGCAGGGAACUAUGGUGGAAGUGUACUGGGGAGAAGAUGAUUCAGGUGCUCCUGAAAUAUUGGGCCACUCACCCGAGAAACCUAUACCUUCUGGCCUAAAUUUAAAUAUCCCCAAGUCAACAGCUACAGAACUUCAAGGAAUUGUCAUUCAUCCUAGCCAAGUUUCUGAUGUAUCUUUUACCUAGUAAUUAAAGUCAGAUUUUCCUAU
Messenger RNA from Chenopodium quinoa (quinoa), 349 nucleotides. Its product is annotated as ABC transporter A family member 2-like. The record is from RefSeq and is a predicted model, not a curated record. NCBI's taxonomy places the organism in Eukaryota, Viridiplantae, Streptophyta, Magnoliopsida, Caryophyllales, Amaranthaceae. The transcript has 2 exons. The coding region runs from base 21 to 326 and encodes 101 amino acids.